UAUAUAGAGGAGGAGGGAGGAAGUUUGCCUUCCAGAAUUUGGCACCCUUGGGUUGCUUACCAGUGGCAGAUAAAUUAUUUGAAAGUAACCAUGAAUGUGCUGAACUACCCACAAUCAUGGCGGCACUGCACAAUAUAAAGCUUUUGGAGACACUGCAGAAGUUAGUUAAAACCUUAGAUGGGUUCCAAUUCACUGUCUUCAAUUACUACGACGCUGUCUUUCUGAGACUCAACAGUGUUAAAAUCUAUGGGUUCAGGAAGAAGAACGCGUGUUGUUCUAUUCGAGAAACAGGGGCAUGUAAGAUAAAACAUGGUGAUGAAGGGGAUGAUUCAAAGAAAUGCGAGAAGCCGGGGAAGUACUUGUUCUUCGACGGGGAACAUGGGACAGAGAAGGCAAACGAACAAAUGGCACAUUUGAUGUGGAGUGCAGAUCCUGGAGUAGUUGGGCCUGUGAACUUGAGGGAGUUAUUUGUUUACCCAUUGACUGCACCUUUUGAUUACGUGGUUUCUGAUAGUCAAUUCGCAGCCACAACAUACCAGAAGAUCAAGUUACAUGAAGAAGAAGAAGAUGAAGAAGGAGAGAAAGAAGGAGAAGAAGGAGGUCUCGUUUUUUCAGCUUAAGUUAGAAAAACAGUACUUUAGUUUAAAUAUGUGUAAAAUUACCACUGAUGACUAUAAUCAACAUGCAUUAAUCAUAUGAAUUGCCAGUGGGUUAAUGAAUAACUGAAUCAUCUGAGAGAUUUUAACUA
Messenger RNA from Carica papaya (papaya), 748 nucleotides. NCBI's taxonomy places the organism in Eukaryota, Viridiplantae, Streptophyta, Magnoliopsida, Brassicales, Caricaceae. The record is from RefSeq and is a predicted model, not a curated record.